AUGAGCAUCCAGUCCCCACACAGACUACUGAAACUGGCCAUUCAGAGUCUGCUGACAGACAAGGCAUUGGCCAUGAGGGCUGUGGAAGAUUUGCCAGGGGAGCUCUUCCCACCAGUGUUCAUGGAAGCCUUCACCAGGGGACACAAUGAAGUCCUUAAGGCCAUGGUGAUGUCCUGGCCCUUUCCCUACCUGCCCCUGGGAGCUCUGACCAGCAUGUGGAAAAGAAAGAACUUAAACACUCUGGUGGAUGUUGCCCAGGUGCAGAACAGGAUGAUACAAGCUGUGCUGGGUGGUGUCGAUGUGCUGCUGAGCCAGAAGCUUGGUUCCAGGAGGUUGAAAUUGCAAGUGCUGGAUAUGCGGGAUGAGAAUCAGGACUUCUGGAGAGUCUGGGCUGCAAAUGAGUUGGAAGCCUGCUCCUCAGAAGUCAUGAGGAAGAGAAAAACAGAGGAGAUUCCACCAAGGGUAGCAAAACAGCAGCCACUUACAAUGAUUUUAGAUCUGUGGCUCAGUCAAGACUAUCUGAGUCCAUCCCAAUCCUACCUCCUCAAGUGGGCCCAACAGAGGGAAGACCUAGUGCAGCUGGAUUGUACAAAGUUGUGUAUUACAACUAGGUGCUUUGAAAUGAUCACGGAGGUCUUGGAAAUGCUGAACCUUGAUUCUGUGCAGGAGUUGAGUGUGGGUCAUUACUGGACACUAUAUACCUCGGCUUCUUUUGCCCCUUUUCUGGGUCAGAUGCGAAAUCUUCACAAGUUAGUUCUGUGUGAUGUCUCUGUGGUUCCUAUUCCCAUCAUUCACCCAGAGAAAAGAGAUCAAUGGCUCACCCAAAUCAUGUCUCAACUUCUUAAGCUUGAACAUCUGCAAGAGAUUUAUAUGAAUUCUGUCUCUUUCAUGGAAGGCCACCUGGACAUGGUACUCAGGUGCCUGACGUGCCCCUUGGAGACCCUCUCAUUAACUCACUGCCAGCUUUCACAUACUGACUGGAACAGGAUGCCCCACUUGGAAAUCACCAGACACCUAAAACACUUGGAUUUGAGUUACACCAGUCUGACUGACUUCAAUCCAAAGACACUCCAAAUUCUCCUGGAUAAUGCUGCAGCCACUCUGAGCAUCCUGCAUUUGGAAAAUUGUGGGAUCACAGAUGCACAGCUCUGUGCCUUAUUGCCUGCCCUGAGCUGCUGCUCCCAGCUCACUGCCUUCUGCUUCAUAAGGAAUUUCAUUUCCAUAGACACCAUGAAGAGCCUGUUGUGCCACACCGCCAGGAUGAGCAACUUAAGGCUGGAACUACACUCUGUUCCUCAAGAGGUUUACAUUCCCUGGCAUGAUGUCAACCAGCAGAUACAGAACCAUGUUCAGGAAACAAUGAGGAGCAUCAUAAAGCCACUAAAUCAUCCUAGGACAGUCUGGUUUUGUGUUUGUCACUGUGCACUCUGUUGCACCUCGCCACUGCAUAAAAUUCACCUUAGUCCAUGCCCUGCCUGUGUCCCUGUCUAG
Molecule: messenger RNA, 1491 nt
Organism: Cavia porcellus (domestic guinea pig)
Lineage: Eukaryota; Metazoa; Chordata; Mammalia; Rodentia; Caviidae
Product: PRAME family member 20-like
Exons: 3
Coding region: 1-1491 (496 amino acids)
Biological process (GO): negative regulation of cell differentiation; negative regulation of DNA-templated transcription; positive regulation of cell population proliferation
Cellular component (GO): cytoplasm
Molecular function (GO): protein binding
Source: RefSeq, a predicted model, not a curated record